Molecule: messenger RNA, 1059 nt
Organism: Pelecanus crispus (Dalmatian pelican)
Lineage: Eukaryota; Metazoa; Chordata; Aves; Pelecaniformes; Pelecanidae
Source: RefSeq, a predicted model, not a curated record
ACAGAGUUUUGGGAUAAAAUGCAAGCAGAAUGGGAAGAAAUGGCUCGCAGAAACUGGAUUUCAGAGAACCAGGAAACACCAGGGCAAGUCACGAUCUCAACCAUUGAGAAGGGUUAUUAUUUCCAUACCGAGAAUCCCUUCAAAGACUGGCCUGGUGCUUUUGAGGAAGGACUGAAAAAAAUGAAAGAAGGUGACCUGCCAGUUACAAUCUUAUACCUGGAGGCUGCUAUUCUACAAGAACCCAAUGAUGCAGAGGCCUGGCAGUUCCUGGGCAUAACACAGGCAGAGAAUGAAAAUGAGCAGGCAGCCAUUGUCGCCCUCCAAAGGUGCUUGGAACUACAGCCAAACAACCUAAAAGCUCUAAUGGCCCUGGCUGUAAGUUAUACUAACACUGGCCAUCAACAAGAAGCCUAUCAAGCCCUAAGAAACUGGAUAAAGCAAAAUCCAAAAUACAAGUAUAUAGCAAAAAGCAAAAAAGGGUCCCCAGCACUUACCAGGAGAAUGUCCAAGACAUCAGAUGAAAGCUCAUUACUUGAAGAAGUAAAGGAUUUGUACCUGGAGGCUGCUCACCAGAAUGGUGAUAUGAUAGACCCUGACUUGCAGACAGGACUUGGAGUUCUUUUCCACCUGAAUGGAGAAUUUAACAGAGCAAUAGAUGCAUUUAGUGCUGCUUUAACUGUUCGGCCAGAGGACUAUACCUUAUGGAACCGUCUUGGAGCAACCUUGGCAAAUGGGGAUCGAAGUGAAGAAGCUGUCGAGGCCUACACACGUGCUUUAGAAAUACAACCUGGCUUCAUUAGGUCCAGAUACAAUUUAGGGAUAAGCUGUAUAAACCUAGGGGCAUACAGAGAGGCUGUCAGCAAUUUUCUCACUGCUCUCAGUUUGCAAAGAAAGAGCAGGAAUCAACAACAGGUUCCCCAUCCUGCCCUAUCAGGCAAUAUUUGGGCAGCGCUUCGAAUUGCUCUGUCUAUGAUGGACCAGCCAGAACUAUUUCAAGCUGCCAAUGUGGGUGAUCUAGACAUUCUGUUAAGAGCUUUUAAUCUAGAGCCGUAAUAAAAA